AUGGGCGUAACAUCCCUCUGGACAAUCCUCCACCCAACCGCUCGUCCCAUAAAGAUCGAUACGCUCGCCCACAAGCGGCUCGCCGUCGACGCCUCGAUCUGGAUCUACCAGUUUCUGAAAGCCGUACGCGACAAAGAAGGCAACGCCCUGCGCAACUCGCACAUUGUUGGCUUCUUCCGGCGCAUCACCAAGCUGCUCUUCUUCGGCAUCAAGCCCGUCUUCGUGUUCGAUGGCGGGGCGCCGGCGCUGAAGCGGGCGACGAUCGCCGGGAGGAAACGGAGAAGAGAGGGCAGGAGGGAGGAUGCGGUGAGGACGGCGGGGAAGCUAUUGGCGCUGCAGAUGCAGAGGGUUGCGGAGGAGGAGGAAAGGAAGAGGAAGGAAGAGGCGGGACGGAGGAGGGGCACGGCGAAGGAUCAGGAUGAAGAGGAGGUCCUGCCGGAGAAUUUGGUUUAUGUGGAGGAGCUACAGAUGAGCGCCCAGGAGAGGCAGCAGAGCCGGAAGUUCAAGAAGAAGGACCAGUAUCAUUUGCCGGAGCUGGAUGUCAGUUUAGCGGAGAUGGGCAGGCCGGAUGAUCUGAGGGUCAUGAGCUUGGAGGAGCUGGAGCAGUAUGCGAGACAGUUUGAUACGGGGGAGGAUGUCGAUGUUUAUGAUUUUAGCAAGAUUGACUUCGAUAGCCCGUUCUUUGUGAGCUUGCCUGCUAGCGAUAGGUACAACAUCCUUAACGCGGCACGGCUGAGGAGUAGGCUCAGGAUGGGAUAUUCGAAGGAUCAACUAGAUACGAUGUUCCCAGAUCGCAUGGCCUUCUCGAAGUUCCAGAUCGACAGGGUCAGGGAGAGGAACGAGCUCACGCAGCGCUUGAUGCAGGUUGGUGUCACUGGCGACGAUGGCACAUUUGGAGUCAAUGGCACAAGCAGGGUCGCGGGCGAGAAGGGCAGGGAGUAUGUCUUAGUCAAGAACGACGGUGUCGAAGGCGGAUGGGCUCUGGGUGUUGUAAGCAACAACAAGGAGGAGGGUGAGAGGAGUAAGCCGAUCGAUGUCGAGGAGCUCGAAAGGCGUCGGAAACUAGCUCAGGAGGCGGAAAACGAAGAAUCUGAGGAAGAGGAUGAAUUCGAAGACAUCCCAAUCGAGGGACUCAACCGGCUACCAAAACGUACAGUUGCUACAGGCCAAGGUACGGGUGGACGGGACGUUGCCGCGAAGAGACGAGCGCUCUACAAGUCACGCAAGCAGAACGCUUCAGGGCGACCCCGGGCUCCCAAGCUCAGAACCGAAACUUCCGACUCUUUGUUCGUAGCCGACGAGAACCCCGAAGAGGAGGAGUGGGAAGAUGUGGCAAUCGAAGAAGUAGAUGAUUUGUUUGAAGAGCAGCUACAGGACGGAGACCCCGAAGACGAGGAGCUACAGCGCGCUAUAGCCAUGUCACUUGAGCAGGACCAACCAACACCCAGCGCCGAGCCGAACCUCGAAGCAGAAGACCUUGAUGACUAUAAUGAAGUGUUCGAGCAGAAAAGGGCCGAAGAUUCCCGGCCAUUCUUCGAAGGCAGCGGAUUGGCUAUUGCUAAGAUGGCCAACAUGCGCAGUAAGAAAGUAGCGGCUGAAUUGGUAGUAGCCAGCGACAGCGAGGAGGACGACAUGGAUCUGCAGGCAGCACUGGUGGAGUCUAGGAAAUCGAAAUACAAGCCAAAGCCGAGCAAGCCACGGAGACCAUCAUCGCCGCCUGCACCAAAGAUACAGGAACCUCCGCCAGCGGCCUCGUCGUCUAGACCUCCGGCACCUCCAGCACAGAAAGCAGAUCCUUUCGGUGGCGCUUUGCCAUUCGAGAAGCUCAACCUGGGCAGCUCGUUGCUUGGGAAUAAGAAGAUGCAAAAGCUUACCGAGGACAGUGCCGGCGGUUUCGAGAAAGACACGCCUGCGACAUCGAAGAAAGAAGCAACUCCGCUGCCGCCGUGGUUCUCCGAGGACAUGCAGCAAGGCCUGAACGCGCAAAAGAUCAUCGAAGCUGAAGACAGGCGAAAAGACAGAAAGGUGGCAGAGGAAGAGUUCCAGUUCAUCGAGCAGCCAACACUGCGUAGGCAUGAGACACAUGAGGUCAUUGAUGUGGAUGAGCCGGCCCCGCGGAAACAGGAUCCUAUUGCUAUUGAGUCAUCUGACGAUGAUCAAGAGAUGGAGGAUGUGGUCGUCCUGGAUCCAAAGAUCCGCAUGGGCGACAUGGCGGACAAAGUCAGAGCAGACCCGCCGCCUAAAACCAAAAAAUCAGAGAGUGCUGCCAUUGAGAAACCAGUAUCAUUACAGCCUCACACGCCGCAAGAAUCUGAUGAGGAGGUGUUAGAGUGGGAGGAAAGUGACCAUGAGGCUCCACCACCUGAAAAGGUAACCCCUUCAAUAGAACCUGCUGGUGGCCGCAUUCAUCCAGCUCCUCCUCAUGCACCUUUCGAGGAAUCUGAGGAUGAGUUUGAGGAUGUACCCAUACCGGAAGCUCCCCUUCAGCUCCCGGUCGCUGAAGCAGUCGUCCCAAUGCAGGAUAAGAUUGAGGAUGAAGACGGCCCGAUACCAAUGUCUGGCCACGUAAACCAAGAAGGCUCAUUAGAAGAUGACAACCCGGAAAUCACAUUUGGCGACGAGCAAUACAGCGACCCCGAGGACGAAGCCCUAAUGCUCCAACUCGCCGCCGAAAGCGAAGAACACGCCCGCUUCGCCUCGACCCUGAACAACAAGCCCCAGCAAGAAAAUCUCCUCGACUACGAGCGUGAGCUGAAGCAACUUCGCAGCCAACAAAAGCGCGACCGCCGCGACGCCGACGAAGUAACCCAGACCAUGAUUAUCGAAUGCCAGCAGCUGCUCUCGCUCUUCGGGCUGCCCUACAUCACCGCGCCCAUGGAAGCCGAAGCACAGUGCGCCGCGCUCGUGGAUCUUGGGCUUGUCGACGGAAUCGUUACUGAUGACUCCGAUACCUUCCUCUUCGGCGGCACACGCGUGUACAAGAACAUGUUCAAUGCGGCCAAGUUCGUCGAGUGCUACCUGCUGUCCGACAUCAGCAGCGAGCUCGGGCUGUCCCGCGAGAAACUCAUCGCGGUCGCAGAGCUGCUGGGCAGCGACUACACGGACGGCCUCCCCGGCGUCGGCCCGGUGACUGCGCUCGAGAUCCUCUCUGAGUUCGACGACCUGACGGCCUUCAGGGAGUGGUGGGCCGCCGUGCAGUCAGCGCACAGGAAAGCGGACGAGGAUAAGAACAGCCCGUUCCGCAGGAAGUUCAGGAAGAGCUAUGCCACGAAGCUGUUCCUGCCGCCCACCUUUCCUGACCCUCGGGUCCGCAACGCAUAUCUAGAGCCGGAUGUCGACACGGAUCCGAGCCCGUUUGUCUGGGGCGUGCCGGACCUGGAUGCGCUGCGGCGCUUCCUUAUGGCCACAAUUGGGUGGAGCCAGGAGCGCACGGAUGAGGUGUUGGUCCCGGUUAUCAGGGAUAUGAAUCGUAGGGAGACAGAGGGUACGCAGAGUAAUAUCACGCAGUUCUUUAGCGGAGGGGUUGGGGUGGGCGCGAGGCAGAGGGUCGGGAACGGGGAGGGAGAGGCUGCGAGGGGGAGUGGUGAGGCGUUUGCGCCGCGGAGGAGGGCCGAGGGGAAGAGUAAGAGGCUUGAGAGUGCGCUGGGGCGGAUGGCGGAGAAGGCGAAACGGCGGUCGGGGGAAGGUCUCGAUAGGGGCGAGGUGGAUGGGGAGGUGGAUGGGGAGGUUGAGGCUGUUGGUGGGCGUGAGUCUGUACCGGGGCCUCAGAGUCUUUCUGCAAGAGCGAAUGGGAAGAACGGGAAGAAUGGGAAGCGGGCUAAGCCUGCGACGCCUGAGGAGCCCUCUGCGGAAGAGGACGAGGCAUACGCUGAGCCGCGGAAGAAGACCAAGAAAGCCAGAAGCACAAGCGCUCCUGUCAAGAGAAAGGGAAAGACCAAGGCAUCGGCUUGA
This is a messenger RNA of Coniosporium apollinis CBS 100218, 3951 nucleotides long. RefSeq lists its product as uncharacterized. The coding region runs from base 1 to 3951 and encodes 1316 amino acids. The record is from RefSeq and is a predicted model, not a curated record. Lineage: Eukaryota; Fungi; Ascomycota; Dothideomycetes. Gene Ontology annotation, cellular component: nucleus. The transcript has a single exon. Gene Ontology annotation, biological process: nucleotide-excision repair. Gene Ontology annotation, molecular function: single-stranded DNA binding; DNA endonuclease activity.